This is a messenger RNA of Chondrus crispus (carragheen), 429 nucleotides long. RefSeq lists its product as hypothetical. Lineage: Eukaryota; Rhodophyta; Florideophyceae; Gigartinales; Gigartinaceae. The transcript has a single exon. Gene Ontology annotation, molecular function: 2 iron, 2 sulfur cluster binding. The record is from RefSeq and is a predicted model, not a curated record. Bases 1 to 429 code for a protein of 142 amino acids.
AUGAGUUUUGAUUCAUAUGCCUUCCUUCAGGCAAUUGCACCUGUUCGCGCCUCUAGUUUCUUUCCAUCAAAUGCUUCAUGUUCAGCUCCUGCUGGCUUGAAGAGAACCAGAAAGAGACGGACUAGUCCUUCCAUCCCGCCCUACACGACAUGCAAAGGACAUGGCGAGAAAUGCGUGAAAAUCCUUUUCAUCCCCGACAACACCCAAGUCAUGGCGACGCCCGGCGAGAGACUCUCGGAGGUAGCAAGGAGGGCUGGGGUGGAGAUAGUGGAAAGCUGCGGAGUAGGGGACUGCGGAACAUGUGAAGUCUUACUCCGGGACGAAGUUUCCGGAGACGGAUUUUACAUUAAGUCAUGCAUCGCAAAGAUAUCAAGUCACAAAGAGAAGCUCGUGAUUGAUACAGUAGGGGAUGGGAUCCCUCCAUGGUGA